UUUCGAAAUAGGUCAUAUAGAUGUGAAAUUUGUACGGAGAGAAUGAGUGUCAACAUUUAAUGUAAUAUGAUGUUAAUUGUGGUUUGAUCAGCACAUAACAGAUGUCAAGUAAUAGGAGAAACUGUUGCAGAAAAUGCUGUGGAUUUUUUGGAUCAAUUAUCUGCCCAGGUCAAGUACCAGAAGAACAUAAAACUAAAAUAACUAAUACAAACAGAGUCUAUAUUCUUUGGAUAGUACUGAUAGCUAUAUUUUUGACAGCUGGUUUAGUUCAGCUCCUUCAUAAAAACAAUCAAUUUAACGUUAUAACAGUCCAGGAUCAAAUGUACUAUGUAGACUGGUUUUCUAAUAAAUGGUGCAGCGGUGUAAAUAUAACCAGUAAGGGGUAUCCAGUCGAAGUGAAUGCCUAUCUGUUACCCAAACUAACAUCUAGUAAGGACGUAUGUCAACAUUCUACAGAUACAGUCAGUCGAAUUAAUAAAACACCUGUUCCGGGAAAUGAUAUUUACUACCGAAAGGUGUCCCUUAAACAAGGAGACAGGAUUUCUGGAAAAAUUUGUGCACCUUCAAUUGAAAAGAUAUACAUAUUUACAAGGUUUAUGGACUUUAAGUCAUGUAUUCUGACUGAUUCCUGGACGAGAUGUGGAAUAAAUGGACCCACUCGUUACGUCCUAAAUUCAUCAUGUACAGACUACAAUACUUUUGACAACGCGUUUCAAUUACCACCUAAAACAAUGACUAAAUCUGGAGAUUUGUAUUACGUUUUCUACAACAAGCUUGCAACCAUAUCUUUUGUGUCUGCCAUUUUUACAAAACCUUUACCAAACACAAUACUUUUAAAUCGAGCCCAGAGAAUUUGUCUGGAUCAGACACUUUGUCAGCUCGACUACGGUUCUAUUUAUGAUUCGUAUGCUGUUUGUUUUGAGGCCGUUCGUAAAAGUCCGUUUUCAUGGCACCCAGAUGUUGACAACAAUGUGAAAGUAGCAUGCAGACGUCGUCAAUGGUUUUAUGUUUUACUAUUUUUUGUCGUUCCUUUCAUUAUAGGGAUAUUAGGUAGUGUGUUAAUCUGUUUAUGUUGUAAACAUAAUUCAUCAGUUGUUGAUCGACAUCGAAUGAACUCUGCAGGUAUAGGGUAUUCCGAUAGACAUAUAGAACGUUAUACGGUAACGAACAAUAACAACCGAUUCUCGAAUAUACAAGAUAAUUAUAGAAAUACAUUUAACAGACAGGAAGUAACAAAUGAUACCAUUGGAGGUAUCAGAGAUCAAGAAACUAUAGAUCUAGACAGGGAAUCAGCUGAUCGACACGUGAAUCAUUUACCGCCAAGUUUACAUAACCCGCCCCCAUCUUACGACAGAGAAUCAGCUGAUCGACACGGGAAUCAUUUACCGCCAACUGUACAUGACCCACCCCCAUCUUACGAUGAGGUAAUGAAAGGAACCCCUGUCUAGCAAUUUAACGCGGGGGAAAAGUAAGCAGGCGUUGAAACAGCUGGAAAUGAUUAUCAGUCUGUGGGAAAUUCCCACUACGUCUUCCAAGGGGAACCCUCUCUAAAUCUGCCUCUGACCUGCAUUAUCGUGUCCGACUGAAACAUCGACGGGACAGUAUGUAAAUGAUCUAUUAAGGAAGGUUUUUAGAAAAAUAACUUUGCCUGUGACAAACUCAAAUUAAUACACUGAAUACAACUGAGAUACAAAUUAAUAUUCUGCAAUACAAAAUCGGCAAACACAUGUGUACAACAGGAAAAAAGAUUUUAAGCAUUGAAAUUUCCGAAUUAUAGAAUUAAGCAUGGUUCAGUUGUUGAUGUGUAUUACCUUCAAGAUUGAUUUUUAGUAAAAUCAGAAGGGAUUGAUAUGAUCACAACAUGAUACAGAUCAAGGAUAUAUGUUAUUGGAAAUAAUUUAUUCUUUCCGUUUUUAACAUUGGUGUUGUUUUUUACACUUAUAAAGCGUAUACAUAAUAAUAUUUAAGUACAUCUUUUUUUAUUUCUUUUAUUUUGUAAUUUUCAAGAAACGCCUCCCUAGUUUAAAUUCCGGCACUUGACUUCCCUUUUUUAAAGGGAAUGACCAUACAAUUUCAAAGGGGGUUAGUUUUCCCCAAAAAAAUAUGAACGAUAUAUUUACUUCUUUGUUCAAAACAGCUGCAUAUGUACUGAUUCGAUUGGGUCUAUAAUUUUAAACUACAAUAAUCUCGCACAAAUUGAAGAAUAUAGCCGCUUGCUGUUAUACGGAUGGUAUAAUAAAUAGGCGUGAGUGGUGUGCGGAUGCUAUUACAAAUAUGUGUGAAUGUUGUACAAGUAGUCUGAAUGUCAACAUGUUAUGUUAUAGUAUAUUAUUAUAAAGUAAUAAAAAUGCUAUUUUUUUACAUUUUUACCUAUUGUGUCUGUUUGUUUCAUUGUCAAUAAAAUUUGAACUUGA
Mytilus trossulus (common blue mussel) is the source of this 2414-nucleotide messenger RNA. RefSeq lists its product as uncharacterized. The record is from RefSeq and is a predicted model, not a curated record. The transcript has 2 exons. Bases 102 to 1448 code for a protein of 448 amino acids. NCBI's taxonomy places the organism in Eukaryota, Metazoa, Mollusca, Bivalvia, Mytilida, Mytilidae.